GGAGUGGCCCCUGCACCUGUCCGACCUGUUUGGGGGACACAUGACUCCGGAGGAAUUUCCUCCGCUGCUCCCGUUCUUUGUUGAGCGGAGUCUGUUUAGUGGGAGACAGAGGGUGAGAGCCAGAGGAGAGGGGGAGAUAGAGAGAAGACAGAGGGAGAUAUAGAGAUGUCGGAACCAGCCACUAACCCCGCUGCCACCUCGUUCCCUGCGCCAACUAUUUCUCUACCUUUGGGACUGGAAGUACUGAGAACUUACUCUGGAGCUCUUGUCUGUGUAGAAAUAUUAUUUGGUGGUCUAGUAUGGAUCCUGGUGGCUUCCUCCAAUGUGCCCGUGCCUCUGCUGCAGGGCUGGGUGAUGUUUGUCUCCCUCACCACCUUCUGUCUCUCCACCGCCUACCUCACGCUCCUCCUCACCGGCCUGGCUGACCGCAUCAACACUGACUGGAAUUCCUUGGAUGUGAUUUACCAUUUUGUCGCUGUGCUUUUCUACUUUGCUGCCUUCGUUUUGGAGGCAGCAACGACAGCAGCAAACGGAGGAGCUCAUGUCAAGCCCCUGCCUAACAGCACUGACACUGUCAUGUGUAUAACCUACCCUCGGGGCAAUAUAUUCACAGUCCUGAGUGACAGGCAAUACAGUAUUAAUGUGGCAGCCACGAUAUUUGCAUUUGUGGUGACACUAUGCUACGGCUGCAGUCUGGUGAUGGGCUUCAAGAGGUGGAGGAUGUAACCUUGAAAACCAGCGUAAACUAGUUUUGUAACUGCUUCAUAACUUCAGCACGUAUUUAAACAUCAGCCACACUAUCCAGAGCUCGACAGAGAGCACGGCUAUUGAGUUCAGUUCAGUGCAAACUUUGUUAUUUCCUGAUGGGAAACAGCAAAGCUUUAUAUGAUAACAUUUCUGCCUUAGUCAACACAUUUGUUAAGAUUUCUGGACAAUAUUAUUCCUACAGGUUUCAAACAGGUUCAGUCUGGGCUGUUUAAGUCAUUUUAAAUAAUAGCAGUCUACAUUGUUCACAUAACUUUAUAUAUGAACACUCUGAGGCAACACAGAGUGAUUUUGCAAGAUGCAAUUAAUGCUUGUGACAGUUAUGGUUUUGUUUUGCCACCCACUUUGUUAAUCAUACAAAUAUUUCCCCAUACUCUGUGUAACAUCCUCGUUGGAGGGAAUAUUUCCCAUUUCCAAUACCAAGAAAUAUGCCAAUGUAUGCUGCUAUAGGUUAGUAUGCACAGCUGAAAGUUAAUGUGAUGCAAUUUCAUCGAAAGACCUUAAUAUUGCCCCAUUUCCUGAGUCACAUCCUCAUUGGAGGGAAUAUUUCCCAUUUUUGAUACCACAAAAAAUGCUUAUGCAUGCUGCUAAUCGGUUAUGCACUACAGAACAGUAAUGUGAUAGUGCAAUUUGUUUGAAAGAGCCUUUAAGGCAACGUGAUGUUUUCACUGUCCUCCAGUAACCUUGGUGCUAAGAAGCUGUAAAAUCACUCUAUGUUGAAAGCUGGAGUGCUGAACUUUGUCUCCCCCCUCUGGCAGUGAGAGUAAUUACACAAACACUGUUGAAGUGUGCUUAUGAUGAAUGCCUGCAGGUGAACUUGAGCUUUUGUUUUUUACUUCAAAGGUUUUAUAAUUAACAUUUUUAUGUAGAUGAAGAGCUUUUGGAAAGGUGCAAAAUGAAAGUAUUGUUUUUCCUAAAAAAUAUAUUGUGAAUUAAUCAUUUUUUAAUUUUUGUGGGGCAAAUGGUCAGCUCAAUGUCUGCCCGGUUGCCAUGAGCUAACACUUACACCAAAAUUGCCCAUCUUUGUUGCUAAAUCUGUUAAUAACUGUUAGGUAACGUUAGCUGUAGGAUGCUAACAGUAUGCCCUGUAAAUCUGUGUGUGCAACAGACUCUGUCCCCGGUGUGGAGCUCACACUCCUGCAGCAGCAGUCUCCUAGCGGAUGUAGACACAGGGGGACCACAGAUGUUUCACAAUAAACAGAGCGAGAGCAGGACAGAGUCUCUCUCCACUCGACCAUGACACGUGCAGGUUGUGCAAUAAACGGGCAACUACUUAUGCUUCGAGCAACAGUACUGUGGUGAUAUUAAUGCAACAGAAGGGGGAAAGGGGAGUGUGACAUCUUGCAGCUAUUAGUUGCUUUAAUCCUUCUUCUGAAUGCCAAGCUACCUUUCUAGCUGGAGCAUCUACACUAGAAAAGUUUUUCGAAUGCUUCUUAGGAUUGUCCACCAUAAUCCUAGCUGCUGCUCGAUUGCUAUGGUCUCUCACCCUUCCUGCCCCCUAAACAUAAAGGCAUCACGUCAAAUGCAUCACUUGCGUGCUAGCACGACAAUUUUGCCGCAGACACCACAGACACCAGGCUUUCCCUGGUGGUGAUAGGCUUAAUCGGCAAUGUGUGCACCCAUUUUUCAACAUCUAUACGCUCUGCACUCCAGCUUUUACACAAAUGUUAUUACAAUUUUAUAUGGCCACUAUUUAAAAUGUGAGUUAAUCUAAUAUUUGAAUUUCAAAGUUGUAAUCUUUUCUUGUGAGCAGAUUUUCUCAGUAUAUUUGGUAUAACUGCUUUUCACAAUAUUGUUGACUAAUGUGCAUUCUCAGUCAACAUUAGACAUGCAAUUAUAUCCAUUACUAUUUAAAGUUUCUCAGUGCUGUCCUAUGUGUCUAACUCCACUGACGUACUGAUAAAUAUCAUUUGACCAUUUAUUUGGUUAAAUAGAUUUGUCAUUUUAGUGACUUUUACUGCAAAUUAAUCAUUUAAUUUGACCAUCAAUUAAAAAGGAAUGCUUUUGUCAGCAACUAUAUUUCAGUGAUCUUUGUGUACUAAUGGAUCAUGUAUAGUACAGUAUGUUUGUAGUGUUUGACCCAUAUUGUAACUGUGAUAAUGAAUCAUAAAAUUAACCAAAUCAUUAACUAUCUUGCUACAUGAUUUAUUAGUUGUAUUUAAUAUAUACUCCUGUUGGCAUUAGGCUGUUAACUUUUAUUAAUUUAAAAAUUGUUUAAAUGAAGAAUUUUUGUUUUUUGGCACCUGCUGUUUUGUUCGUUUGUUUUUGUUGUUUUUUGUUUGUUUUUGACAUUUAAAUGCAUUUUAGAACAACAGAAAUAAAGGUUUUGAAG
Molecule: messenger RNA, 3097 nt
Organism: Epinephelus moara (kelp grouper)
Lineage: Eukaryota; Metazoa; Chordata; Actinopteri; Perciformes; Serranidae
Gene: mal2
Product: mal, T cell differentiation protein 2
Exons: 4
Coding region: 166-726 (186 amino acids)
Biological process (GO): myelination
Cellular component (GO): membrane
Molecular function (GO): structural constituent of myelin sheath
Source: RefSeq, a predicted model, not a curated record